Messenger RNA from Prunus armeniaca (apricot), 1044 nucleotides. Lineage: Eukaryota; Viridiplantae; Streptophyta; Magnoliopsida; Rosales; Rosaceae. The record is from the annotation of a GenBank genome assembly.
AUGUUGAACCGCGGAAACAGAUCGAAGGCGUGGAAUGGGCCUCAAAACCGUUUGGCUGGACUUGUGGUAGUGUCUGUUACAGUGUUUCUUCUCAUUUUCAUAUUGUCAGUUGGCAACAAUGAUCAAAAGCCCAGUUCAUUAGCUGAACUUCCAAAGGAAAAGUGGCAUAGCUUUAAGUCACUGGUGCAACUUUCACCAACCUUAGAGUUUCGAAACGGAACUGAUGUAAUAUGGCAAAUACCAGAUUCGCCUAAAGCAGUUCUUUUUCUUGCUCAUGGUUGCAAUGGUAGAGCUGCUCACUUUUGGGACAAGUCUACUCACUGUCCUAACUGCAUUGGUUUGCCAGAAGAAAGACUAAUUGCUCUUCAUGCUCUUGCUCGAAAGUUUGCUGUCCUUACUAUAUCAAGUGCAGGGAUAUGCUGGACUCUUGGGGAAGAGAUAAUUAUUGUUAAAGAUAUUAUCAAAUGGUGGGUUAAGAAGAACAAGCUUGAAAAGCUUCCUCUUGUUGCUAUGGGGGCCUCUUCCGGGGGAUACUUUGUUUCUGUGCUUGCCACCGUGUUGAAGUUCACUAGUAUUACAAUUAUGAUUGCUGAAGGGAAGUUUGAUAAAAUGGAUAUAAAAGAGAGCUAUCCCCCUACCCUUUUCAUGCACAUGCCGAAGGAUAUAUUAAGAAAGCAAAAGAUAGAUGAGUAUAUGGAAAUUUUAAGAAAUAAAGGGGUUGCUGUUGCAGAGAUUGAAUGCAAGGAGUUCCCCUUGUCGCCACAUCUCUUAGCUGAUAGAAUCCCAGGUCUUGAUCUGUCUGUUUCUGCUAAGCUAUUUGAACUCUUCCUGCACAAGGGUUUUAUCGAUGAGAAUGGAUAUAUGAAGAAUGAUGGGCGUAGAACACGUUGGAAAGAAGUUGUCAGAGAGAGUAAAAUUAUUUUCACAGACAAGCAUCUGGCCCAUUACAUUCAGGAGGAGUUAAAUCUGGCAUUUGCAUACCAUGAAAUGACUAGCUUGCACUCUGACAGGAUGUUUAUAUGGUUUGAAUCUCAUAUGAGGUAA